AAAAGGGAGAAUAGGCAUAGAUAAUCGGUGUCUUUACACUCAUUCGCGUCCUUAACUGCAUAAAGAUAUGAUCCGGAAAGCAGAUCAGUAUUUUUCCGCAACUAGAAUUCUAAUGCUUAUUAUCGGCUUAUGGCCCUAUCACCAAUCCAUCUUCACUACAUUUCAAUAUAUUUUCAUCUCUGUUAUAUUGACAACGUUUGUUGUAUUUCAGCUGACAACAUUUCUAACGUUAAAAUGUACAACAGAACACCUUGUAAAGGUUUUGUCUUCCAUAUCUUUAGACACUAUUUUUAUAAUAAAGUAUUACGUGUUCCAUUUUUACAUCGACGAUAUGAAGGAUUUACUGGUACAGCUUCAGCACGUACAUAACGAAUUAAAGGAUAAGAAUGAAAUUGCUAUCAUGAAAAAGUAUGACUACAUAGCGAAUUAUCACACGGUUAUACUUAUAAUAUUUGGAAUUUGUGUACUAUUUGCUAAUAUUAUAUUACAAUUUUGGAUAAAUAUGAUUGAUGUUGAUUUACCAAUGAACGUAUCUCAGCCAUAUCAGUUUGUCUUUACAAUGGAGUACUUCAUCGAUCAGGAAACGUAUUUUUACUUGAUUAUAUUGCACAUUAAUGCAACUGUUUGCAUUGGGACAAUUAUAAUAAUAGGAAGUGGUACAAUGCUCAUUACAUACAUGUACCAUACCUGUGGAAUGUUCAGAAUUGCUAGUUAUCGUAUUGAGCAUGCAAUAAAUACCAAUUUUCGAAGAAAUAUUAAUUUUGAGAAUAAGAUUACGAUGACCGAGGACACAAUUUGUGCCGUUGACAUUCAUCGACAAGCUAUAAAAUUGACCAAGCAUUUAAUGACAGUAAUGGAGUUCAUGAUGCUUUGUUUAAUUGCGUGUUGCGUGAUUUGCGUAAGCCUCAACUUGUUUCAAAUAGCUUUAUCUAAACGUGUUGAGAACUUUUUAGUGCCAUUAGGAUGUGCGUCAGUGUGUAUUAUGUACAUGUUUUUUUGCAAUCUUCAGGGGCAGAUUGUAACUGACCACUAUAAUCACAUAUUCACUGCUGCAUAUAACGUACAAUGGUACAAAACUCCUUUACAUAUGCAAAGAAUGAUAUUAUUCCUGCUGCAAAUAGGAAUCAAGGAAUAUUAUUUGAAUGUCGGUGGAGUAUUUGAUGCAUCUAUAGAGGGUUUCGCAAUGGUAACAUUUUGUGAUGUUGUAAUGAUAUGUUUUAGACUAAUAUUCUACAACAUGAAUGCAAUAAAAAAAGAAUGUUCAUAAUUACAGCUAGUCAAAGCCUCGAUAUCUUAUUUCACUGUCAUAUAUUCUACACAGUAAUGAAACAAAUAGAAUUGAAUAAUAUGGUGGGGAUGUGAUUAAAAACGUUCACGCUUAUUUACAACAGUAUUUUCGCUUAGAAAAUAUAGAAACUUAUAUUCAUUGCUAUAGAAAACUAUUGCAGUUAUUUAAAUC
Vollenhovia emeryi is the source of this 1459-nucleotide messenger RNA. RefSeq lists its product as uncharacterized. The record is from RefSeq and is a predicted model, not a curated record. The coding region runs from base 68 to 1267 and encodes 399 amino acids. Gene Ontology annotation, cellular component: plasma membrane. Lineage: Eukaryota; Metazoa; Arthropoda; Insecta; Hymenoptera; Formicidae. Gene Ontology annotation, molecular function: odorant binding; olfactory receptor activity. The transcript is spliced from 8 exons. Gene Ontology annotation, biological process: detection of chemical stimulus involved in sensory perception of smell; sensory perception of smell.